Molecule: messenger RNA, 634 nt
Organism: Prosopis cineraria
Lineage: Eukaryota; Viridiplantae; Streptophyta; Magnoliopsida; Fabales; Fabaceae
Product: protein PHOTOSYSTEM I ASSEMBLY 2, chloroplastic
Exons: 4
Coding region: 202-432 (76 amino acids)
Source: RefSeq, a predicted model, not a curated record
ACCCGUUACCCAGUUCGGCAUCUGCUUGGGCAAAACAAAACACACAGAGGAGAGAGAAGGGGGAGGGGGAGAGAGAAUGGCCCAUAUUUGCUGCAACAGCUUGGCUGCUCCGCCGCUAUGUGAUGGUGGAGUCAACUUCGUCCGACCAGAACCUCAACGGCGAAACCCCAGACACAGUCACAGAAACGCACUUUCACGGCCAUGGCUGCAAAAUCUGGAGGUUUCUCUCUUAAUUCGAUAUUGAAAAGAUGCCAAACUUGUGGAGGCCAAGGUGCCAUAGAGUGUCCAGGAUGUAAGGGAACAGGAAAGAAUAAAAAGAAUGGCAAUAUAUUUGAGAGAUGGAAAUGUUAUGACUGCCAAGGAUUUGGGCUAAAGAGUUGCCCCACCUGUGGUCAAGGAGGAUUAACACCAGAGCAAAGAGGAGAAAGAUAAAAUUUUCAAGUUAAAAAAAAAAAAAACUCAAAUUUUAUGCUUAAUCCCAUGCACUACAUCGAGUUCAAAGAAUGAAUCAUAUCAGCCAGAGUUUGUAAAUAAUACUACUAGCUAUAAAUUCAUAUUUGAUAUGAAAGUUCAAAAAUUUUCAUGCUAAAAAUUUGCAUUUGGUUAUCUAAUUUUAUAUAAUAUUUUAAUUUGA